AUCGGUCCGUGAUUCUUAAGCUUAUUCAUUAUAAGGUUUAAGGUUUUAUGUUAUCGUGGAUUUUUAAGUUUGGUAAUGUCAUAGGCGUUUUCUUACCAAAAUGAAACUUUUGUCUGAUUUCAGCUUGUUGAAAAUAUGGAACAUGAACAAGUACACUGGGGUGCUGGGAGUCUACAACAGCCAAGGAGCAGCAUGGAACAGUGUUGAAAGAAAGAACACCUUCCACCAAACCGGAAGUGAGGCCUUAACCGGUGCCAUCCGGGGUCGAGAUGUCCAUCUCAUCGCUGAAGCUGCGAUCGGCCCUGACUGGAAUGGUGAUUGUGUUGCUUACUGUCACCGGAGCGGUGAACUUGUGACCUUGCCUUACAAUGCAUCAUUGCCAGUUUCCCUCAAGGUCCUUGAGCAUGACAUUUUCACUGUGACGCCCAACAAAGUUAUAGCUCCUGGCUUCAGCUUUGCACCUCUGGGUCUCAUCAAUAUGUUCAAUGCUGGUGGUGCCAUUGAUGGGCUUGAAUACCAACUCAUAAAUGGUGCCAGCAAAGUUUCAAUGGAGGCUGUAGAAUGGAGGUCUGGUAGGGCAUUUCAUGGAAGGAGAUUUGACAAUUUUCCCUUUGAAUUAGCAGUUGUCAUCUUGAGUCUUACAGAUACAUUUAUAAACUUCACUGUCACAUCUAUCAACGGGAAAGAUUGUGAGAUACUAAAAUAUUCACUCGAAAUGCCUAUCAGAUGUAUUUUUAUUUUGAGCAAAUCUGGAAAAGAUCUUACUCUAUUGAGCAGGAAAACAACGAUAGUGUUGGAUCAGCAAAACACAUCAACUGCUUCACCUCCAGAAUGA
Messenger RNA from Tripterygium wilfordii, 835 nucleotides. RefSeq names its product probable galactinol--sucrose galactosyltransferase 6. The coding region runs from base 101 to 835 and encodes 244 amino acids. Lineage: Eukaryota; Viridiplantae; Streptophyta; Magnoliopsida; Celastrales; Celastraceae. The transcript has 3 exons. The record is from RefSeq and is a predicted model, not a curated record.